Messenger RNA from Lotus japonicus, 2244 nucleotides. RefSeq names its product cysteine-rich receptor-like protein kinase 3. Gene Ontology annotation, biological process: protein phosphorylation. The record is from RefSeq and is a predicted model, not a curated record. NCBI's taxonomy places the organism in Eukaryota, Viridiplantae, Streptophyta, Magnoliopsida, Fabales, Fabaceae. Gene Ontology annotation, molecular function: ATP binding; protein kinase activity. Bases 88 to 2058 code for a protein of 656 amino acids. The transcript has 7 exons.
CUUCACUUUCUGGUCUCUUGUUUGUUUCCCAUGCAUUAUUUGGACACUUUGUCAAACACAAACAGGUAGAGCUUCUAGUUCUUCCAAAUGUCCUUUCCAUUUCCAUGGUUUCUUCUCCUCAUCUUCCUCUGCCACCACCACCACCCCCUCCCUACUCUCGCCGACCCAAGAGCCACAGAGGCAGCAUCACUAUGCACCAACAGAACUUCACCAAUGCCACAGAGCCAGCGCCAAGUUUUCUUAUCAAAUUUCUACGACGCCUUAGAAUCCUUAACAUCUCUGGUCACCACACAGAGACAUGGAACCGUGGUUAAAGGGAGUAGUACUACUCAAAAUGCCACCGUCUAUGCUUUCGGUGAGUGCAUGAAAGAUCUCUCAAAAUCAGACUGUGAUGUCUGCUUCGCUCAGUGCAAGACACGUGUCCUGAGGUGCUCGCCUAUUCAGAGAGGCGUUGAAGGUGGGAGAUUCUUCUUUGAUGGGUGCUAUCUCAGGUAUGAUGCCUACAAUUUCUUCAAUCAGAGUCUAAGUUCUCAAGACUUGACCCUUUGUGGGAACAUAGAUUUUAGUGGAAAUAGGAGUGUUCAUAAGGCUAAUGUAGUGGAGUUAGUGAGGAAUUUGAGUGUGGAAGCACCAAAGAAUGAUGGGUUUUUUGUGGGGGUUUUGAGUAAAAGGAAUGUGAGUGUUUAUGGGUUAGCUCAGUGCUGGAAUUUUGUGAAUGAGAGUGUCUGUCAGAAUUGCUUGGUUGAAGCUGUUACUAGGAUCGAUUCUUGUGCUCUGAAAGAAGAAGGGAGAGUAUUGAAUGCUGGAUGUUACUUGAGGUUUUCAACAGACAAGUUCUAUGAUAAUUCAAGCAACAUUGCUCCUCCAGGGACUAAAGGAAGUACCAAGGUUGGUAUAAUUGUGGCUGAAUCAUUUGCCGCAGUGGCUACUCUGCUGAUUGUUGCAACAAUUAUUUUCUUUGUGAGGAAGAAUGUGCUGAGGCAGAGGAGAGAAAGAAGACAGUUUGGUGCAUUUUUGUUCUCCGAAAACAAUUCCAAAUUAAAUAUGCCAUAUGAAGUCCUUGAAAAGGCGACAAAUUACUUCCAUGAUUCCAAUAAGCUAGGAGAAGGGGGAUCAGGUUCAGUUUAUAAAGGAGCUUUGCCAGAUGGAACAACAGUGGCCAUAAAAAGGCUUAGCUUUAAUACAACACAAUGGGCAGAUCAUUUCUUCAAUGAGGUUAAUUUGAUCAAAGACCUUCAGCACAAAAAUCUAGUGAAGCUUUUAGGGUGCAGCAUCACAGGACCUGAAAGCCUUCUUGUUUAUGAAUAUGUGCCCAACCUGAGCCUCCAUGAUCACCUAUCUGUUAGAAGGAACCUUCAACAGCUGACAUGGGAAGUCAGGCAUAAGAUCAUAUUGGGAACUGCAGAAGGUUUGGCCUAUCUUCAUGAGGAAUCCCAAUUGAAAAUCAUUCAUAGAGAUAUAAAAUUAAGCAACAUUCUGCUUGAUGAUAACUUCACACCCAAGAUUGCUGAUUUUGGACUUGCAAGACUAUUUCCUGAAGACCAGUCUCACAUAAGCACAGCCAUUUGUGGCACACUGGGUUAUAUGGCUCCAGAGUACAUAGUUCUAGGGAAGUUAACUGAAAAAGCAGAUAUCUACAGUUUUGGAGUUCUAGUUAUUGAACUUCUAUCUGGAAAAAGCAGAACAUCCUUUGUUCAAAACUCAUGUUCCAUCCUACACAUGGUUUGGAGCCUUUAUGGAUCAAAUAGGCUUUGUGACAUUGUUGAUCCAAUCCUGGAGGGAAAUUAUCCAGCAGAGGAAGCAUGCAAACUCCUCAAGAUAGGGCUGCUAUGUACACAAGCAUCUGCAGAGCUGCGACCACCAAUGUCAGUGGUUGUGAAAAUGAUUAACAACAUUCAUAAAAUUGCUGAUCCAACACAACCACCGUUUCUUAAUUUUGGCAGUGGAGAAUUCAGCAGAUCCUCUUUACCAGAAGAGAGUCUUCAGCCUGGAUCUAACACUCAAUCUUCAGGGGACAGCAUGACCGAAAGUUCUGAGCAUAGAUUGGUUACUCUAUAAAUAUUAAAUAUGUAUAAUUUAGUUCAUGAAAACAAUCAUGGUCAAGUGCUGUACAAAAUAGUUUCAAUAAUUAUGAGCAUGGCUUGUACAGAUGACAUGCGAAGGUAUUUGAAAUGCUUUUGCAUAUAUGAAAAUAGAAAACCUGAGUUCAGUACAUAUACAUAACAUAUGUAUAUUACAUUGCAA